Messenger RNA from Daphnia pulex (common water flea), 3937 nucleotides. Its product is annotated as protein phosphatase 1 regulatory subunit 37-like. Bases 604 to 2577 code for a protein of 657 amino acids. Gene Ontology annotation, molecular function: protein binding. The record is from RefSeq and is a predicted model, not a curated record. NCBI's taxonomy places the organism in Eukaryota, Metazoa, Arthropoda, Branchiopoda, Diplostraca, Daphniidae. The transcript is spliced from 10 exons.
CUUUGUGUGUUUUCAAUGGGAUUUAUUAAAGUAUACACCGGCAUCGUAAAAAUACACGAGCUAUAGGGGGAAUACGGUAAUGGUACACACCUUUCACGUGCGUGUUCCCCUUUAUUUUUGCAUCGAUAUUUUUCGGUACAGAGUACACUGAACCCACACAGCGUAGCUCAAUCAAUUCACGAGAAAAGCGUAUAGGCUACCACCCUACGGGGGACAGUGGGGGGGCUUUUUUUCGCUCGGUCAUUUCUCAUGACUCCCGCCGAAGUCCGAACGAACGAACGAACGAUGAAGGUCUGCUGUGUGCAGACUACGUAACAGCUCAGUAACAGGGCCGCUCUUCAGUUGUUUCCUUACUCUCGCAGCUGAUUGGUCGUUGCCUUGUUACUGCGAGACUUAUCACGCCAUACAACAACAAAAAAACAUAUAACGCUAAGCUACAUAUACCCCUUUCGCUUGUCGUCGUGCUCGUGGUCACUGUGUCAAUUCUCUAUACAUGUUAUUCCCAUUUAAUAAUAUUUUCAACUCGAGGUUUUGAUCGGGGAAAUCUAUACGCACUCGCUUCAGUUGGAUGGAAAUGCUAUCUGGUGAUCGCUCGUGUGGGUCAUGAUUCUCGCUACUCAUUCUAAGAUGGCUGAAGAAAUUGAAGAGUGGAGCAGCAGGUUACGUUUCACAGGUGCAUGUCAGACGGGAAAUGAAACCCCAAAUGAACUUGAUCUUUCUCACAAUCUGGACGAGUCUUCUGACCUGCCCUUCGAAGGCAUCAAGCAGAAACGCAGGAUGUUGGAGAAGAGAGUUUCUUUCCCUUCUGACGAGACCCAGUUGGUCCAGAACCUAGAGCCCACAGUUCCUGACGUUCCAGAAUGUAUCCUUACCGAAGAAGAAAGUGAUAUCAACAUUGUUGCUGCAUACACCUCUUCGUGCAAGAAGAACGAGGCUGAACCUGUUGAGCACAUUAUUGAGCAGUUAAAGACUUUGGACUUGAGUCGUCCACGCUCGGCCAGCCUCACGUUGCGAGGACGCAACUUGAAUUCCCAUGACUGUGAAUCGUUGGAGGAUGUUUUGAAAAAUGUUCCUCUGAAACUCUUGGAUAUUGGAGAUGCCCACUCCAGUGAUGAUGGUCUGAUUGCAUUGUUCGACAUGAUCGAAUUUUACGAAGCAGCCACCCAUGUGAGCAUCGCCUCCAACAAGAACAUGACCAGCAGGGGCUGGCAAGCGUGCUGUCGCAUGAUCAAAAGGACCGAGUGUUUGGAAUGGCUGGACGCAGCUCAAGUUGGGCUAUCGGAACACAGCUCAACUUUACUGGCCAGGGCACUGAGAUCCAACUCUCGCCUAAGGGUUUUGUACUUGAACGAUUGUGGUCUCACCGGAAGGUCGCUUGCCAUCAUCGCAAGUUCAUUGAAAAUGAACCGGAAUCUUCGUGAGCUGCACCUGGCCGAAAACAAAUUAACGCCUUUCGACGCCUUACAGCUUGGUAUUUUGUUGACUGGAAAUUCGUCACUUCAGCACGUAGACUUGAGGAACAACGAAAUUUUAGAUAAAGGAAUGGGUUACAUUUGCGAUGCUCUGUUGGAUAAUGUUGGACUGAUCUCGCUUGUCGUCUGGAACAACGGUAUCACUCACGAAUCGUCUCCCGCUCUCGCCAAAGUUUUGGCAACUAACCAGACUCUGCAAACACUUAAUUUGGGUCAUAAUAAAUUAGGCGACGAAGGAAUUAUUGGACUCAUUCCAUCUGGAUUGGAGCGCAACCGUUGGCUUUUGCAUUUGGGACUCCAGGAGAACGGACUGACGUGCCCAGGGAUCAUUUCGCUGUCCGAAUCGUUGGCUACUGGAACGCAAUUGAAACGGGUUGAUUUGCGUAAAAACCAGAUCGCACUGGCAGGAUUGAUGGCCCUGGCUGCUGCUCUCAAACAUUGUCCGACCAUCAACCAACUGGACUUGGAUCCCAUCGAUCCUCCUCCUUCUACUACCUCCGGCCACCAUCAAAAUGCUGCCGAGUAUCAGCGUCUGAUUGAAGAGAUCGCCACUUGCUGCACAUCUCACGAGACUGAAGCCAACGACAGUGACACUCUGUCCAGCCUGCCCAGUGAUCUCAACAAGCGGUCCAGCAACAAUAAAGAAGCCAAUGCUGAUGAGGUCAUGUCUCGCAAAAUCUCGCUCACUUGUCUGGUCCCGCCGAGCGAUAAGCAGCUGCUCCUCCCAUUGAAUAACAAAGAAGAUGAUCAACAGCCCAGGCGGAAACUUCGCAGUCCAUUGCCCAGCCCUUCGCCCAGUCCGUCACCCAGUCCACUGCCUUCACCCAGCGGAGGAAGAUUUAAGGUAACUCGAGUGGAUGCACCGAGUCAAUCGCCUUUACCUUCCCCACGCUCCCGUUUCACCGUCACUCCAGUGGCUGUGACAACUCCCGAAAUUGAACUGCCAGACACGGGUGACUCUGCUCCUGCUCCUGGUGGAGUGCACUCAUCCAAUAACAAUGCCGAUAGCACCAAGGAAGAUGCUUCAACUGCCACCGAUUACACCAGUCUCAUUCGUAGUUCUCCCAGCAAAGUUAUCGUCGGUUUUGACGUUUUAACCACCUGAGCUCCACCCUCUCUCAUUGCAAAACAAUACCGGUUCCCCAUUCUUCUUUUAUUAUCACACACGUACAUGGUCCAUCUGUUGACACACAGAUUUAUAUUCUAUACAUAUACUUAAACAAAUUAUAUUUUGGAGGACAGACAACAACAACAACAACAGUACCAAAACAAAAUAACCCGGUGGUUUAUUUUUCGAUACCUUUUCUUUUUUUUCCCGAUAUCCAUUUCCGCCAUUCAACCUAACCCCCCCGAGUUGUUGACCAAAAAAUUAUGAAUCCCUUCCUCUUCUUGUUAUACAUCAUCCAUUGUAGCAGCCAGUGCGUCGCUCUUCCCCCUUGUUGUUGUUGACGGAUAAAAAUCUGUUGUUUUUUCACGGGACGCACUUUUUUCAAACAUUCUAUUAUUAUUAUAUCCAUUUCUUUUCCUUUUUCAAAUUGCUGUUGGUCAUUUUUCCGUCUUUGAAAGAUUCACACACAUUUAAAAAACAACCAAAAUCUACUAUGCAUUUUUCUCCGUUUGAGGAAUAUGGUUUUGAUGUCCGAGUCCAAUUUCUCUUUUUGUUUGUUUAAUAUCUUAUCAGGGCAUUGACGUCAUCACGCGCACGAUUUUGUUUGUUUAUUUUGGCUUUUUUUUUAAAUUUUUAAAUCAUUUUGCUCCUCGAUUAUAUUGGUCACCACAAAGGACUCGACAGUACAAAAACCAAAAGUUUAGACAAAAAAUUAAUGUGUGUGUAUAUGUUCAGUAUUUGUUUUCAUCGACAUUUCGAAAAAUACAAACAUGUUGGCCAAAGAUUUUUAGAAUUGAUUCAAUUGCCCUCAAUUUGAUGUUACUAUAAUAUCAGUGGCGUAUUAGAAACGCACUUUAUUACUUAAAUUACUUGAUACAACUACACUACCCCAAUAAUACACAUGUAAAAUAAUCCAACAUAUAACUCAUUUUAUUUUAAUUACAAUACCUGGUAUCCAUACAUCUUUGGGACAUUCACAAAUUUGAAUAAGUGGAUCAAAAUUCAACAGCAUCAACUUCUUUUGAGAUAAUGUUGGCGGCUUCUACGAGUUCUUCCACCCGGUGGUUUAAAUCAAGCACUUUAAAUGCAGAGGACUUUAUGUUGCUCAAAGUUUUCUUGGUUGAAACUUUGAGUUCCUCUUUUUUGUAUGGUACUGGCUGUCUCUCAAACUCUUGCACAUUGACUACUCCUGGGUUGACCUCCACAGCCAACUGAUACAAACAACGUAACCAUCAAGUCCAAUGAAUCAGAUAAAAGAUUAGAUCAGACAUACCGCUGCCUUCUUUUCAAUGGCCAGUGUCUUCUCUAGGACGUCUUUGCACAUCUUGGUUCCUUGUUUUCGUUUAUAGAUGACAUC